CCAGCAGGAUCGGCGCAAGCGCCAUCUUCUUGCUAUUUAUAGCGGGACCAGCGGGCGGAGGGCGCGGCCACGACAACAGCGAGACAGGGGCCGGGCUGCCCCUGCACAGCCUCGCCUCGCCGCCGCGCUCUGCCCUGCGCUGAGCCAGCCCAGCCACAGGUGCGCCUCCUGACUGCACGCUCCUGAGAUGGCAGAUGGCAGGCGCCAUCCUCAGCCCGGGGACCUGAUCGAGGUCUCCCGGCCAGUCUACCAGCACUGGGCCCUCUACAUGGGGGAUGGAUAUGUCAUCAACGUGACACCCGUAGAUGAAGGAGCCCCAUCCCUGUUGGUGAGCACCACAUCAGUAUUUACCAGAAAGGCCAAGGUGAAGAAGCAGCUCUUGAAGGAGGUGGUGGGAGAUGAUAAAUGGCAUGUCAACAACAAGUAUGACCGCUCCCACACUCCUCGUCCUGUGGGGGAGAUCAUCCGGCUUGCUGAGUCCUGGAUUGACAGGGAGGUGCCAUAUGAUGUGCUUGCCAACAACUGUGAGCACUUUGUGACAAUGCUUCGCUAUGGAGAGGGAGUCUCUGACCAGGUCAGAAAAGUAGUUAUUGGUGCUACAGCAGCCGUAGGAGGUAUCAUUCUUGCUGGUCUUGCCACUGCUGUUGUGAAGAGCUUGUAUGGGGAUUCAUCCAAGAGAGAGAGAAAGUACCACUGAUGGGCUGCCUGGAAGAGCUCAGAGCAAGGCAGUGGGAGACCCUGGCAACAGCAGUUGCUGGUCAGCUAUUGCUACGCCUGCCAUCAAGGCUGAUUAGCAACUCUGCCAUCCUUGCUGUAAACAUUAAAUAUGCCUUAAUAAAAUGUCAGAAACCCAAAAAACUUUAAUUGCCCUCAAAUCCUCUUUUAUCUGAGCACAACUUUGUAUCCAAGUUCCACUGUUUAGCCUGCUUUUCCCUGCUAUCUCAUUAAGAAAUAAAAAGUCAUGAUUGGCACCAUUUCAGGUGACCUCCAGCAGCACAA
Molecule: messenger RNA, 999 nt
Organism: Hirundo rustica (Barn swallow)
Lineage: Eukaryota; Metazoa; Chordata; Aves; Passeriformes; Hirundinidae
Product: phospholipase A and acyltransferase 1-like
Exons: 4
Coding region: 188-697 (169 amino acids)
Biological process (GO): N-acylphosphatidylethanolamine metabolic process
Cellular component (GO): cytoplasm
Molecular function (GO): A2-type glycerophospholipase activity; glycerophospholipid phospholipase A1 activity
Source: RefSeq, a predicted model, not a curated record